Anthostomella pinea is the source of this 3621-nucleotide messenger RNA. The record is from the annotation of a GenBank genome assembly. Lineage: Eukaryota; Fungi; Ascomycota; Sordariomycetes; Xylariales; Xylariaceae.
AUGGGUGUCACGCGACUGAAGAAGAAGCUUCAGCGCAAUGGUCAACAAUGGCUCACCGACAUGUGUCUGAAGCUGAAGAGAAACCAUCUCUGGCAGCGAAUGCUCAAGAAUACCAUAUGCACGACUAUCACACUCAUUCUCGGCAUCAUCCCAGCUGUCGUAGCUGUCUAUGGCCGUGCGACGUACCUGGGGCCCAUGGCGUCCGUCUUUGGCCAUCCAGGGCAACGCUUUGGCCAGAUGACUGAAGUGCUCUUCCUCAUCACGCUCGGCACCUUCGUGGGUAUGGGUUGGGGCCUCCUGGGGCUGCACCUUUCCAGCCUCGUCUACGACACCAAUGUGGAGGCAGCUUGGGCAAUACGAGCUGUCUUUUUCACACUGGCUCUGCUACUCCAUGGCGUCCUUCGUUCGUCGACUCCCAGGCUGUUCAUGUUUGUCUUUUGGUUCCUGCUUGUCAACCUGACCAUCCUCACUAGCAAAGCGACGUCGAUCUCGACUGCCUUGGUGACACAGAUAAUUUAUCCAAUCCUGACAGCAAUUAUGGUCAUCAUUCUGGUGAACGUCACCAUCUUCCCGGAAUUCUCGAGCGCUUUCCUGGGCACAUCUACGAUCGAAACGUUAGCCGAAACGAUGUCUUGUUUCCAGGAAGCUGGUGAUUGGUUCAUGUCCAAUACCAAGGAGCUUUCCGGUGAGGCAACCGAAGAGACGCUGUCAACGCAAUUACGCACCAGGCUUGUGGCUUUGACUGACCAAAAGACAAAGUUGAGGACCAAGCUUGGGAGUUCCAAGGCAGUCCAAGCUGAAUGCAACUUCGAGCUGGUGUUUGCAGUUCUGCCACCUCGGUCCCUGAAGCCUAUCAGUAUGACUUUGAUGUCUCGUCUCGUGCAAGUCACCAUCUGCCUCAUCAAUGCUUGCGAGUCAAAAUACGCACUCGCAGGAUACGGCCAUGACGAAGAUCGGCUAGAGGAAACCAAAGACAAAGACGCGGACAGCGACGACUCCGACACUGAUUCUGGUUCUGGUUCAAGCAGCGAGUCCUCGGAGGAAAGUGACGAUGCAGAAUCACAGCAUGGGAGUAAGCAUCCCCGGAAGUCUAGACAUCGGCGAAAUCUGGAAUUGGUCAAGCCGGUCCGUGAGAUCGCAUCUGGCGACAUUGAUCUCCUGGAACAUAUCAUGUCCCAGGUCAGAGUACCAGCGAAAGUAUUACUGGUCCAGAUCCAAGACGCCGUGCAUGUCGUUACGUCUUCAUUGGCGUACUGCUACGACGUACAUACUCUCCCAUCUGGCUCACCGACCCCUGAUGGAAUCAUCCUAGAGGAGAUUGACCUCCGGGUGAAUAUCUUUACCAAUGCAUUAUCACAAUUUGACCUGGACUCUGCAAUAGCACUGGAAAAUGCUGCUGCCAUGGCGUAUGGAAAAGACUCACAGGGAGAUAUAACGCCUAGGAUGGAAACACACCUAGUUUCGUCUUUCCUCAUUAGCUUUCGUCAAGCCGCUUCCCAGGUCAUGGAUAUGCUGAAGGAGUCCAGAACUUUGGUAGAAAGAAGACAAGCAAGGCACAACCACCGACGGCUAUAUUGGCCACAAAUCAGUUGGAAGAAAUGGCUCACCACAGGAGGUGAACGUGACGGGAUGGCUCUACCAGAGAAUGCCAGGAAGGAAGCACGGGCUGGCCACGGGUUGAGAGAAGACAAGAGAGGAAAGGAUGACGACGAAGCGAACAACAGCAGUGAGACACUCGUGAGAGAGAAGACUGAUGAAGAAACCGGAGCAGCUGUCACGAGACAGCCGACAUACCCCGAAAAAGGCAAGAUACCGCGUCGCAAGGGACCGCAAAAGCCCAAUGUCACUAACGUCACGUGGCUGCGUGGUUUGGCUGCUGAUGCUUUUGAACUCUUUGCUGACUCGGACGACCUGGCUUUUGCCCUGAAGAUGUGUGUUGCUGCAUUCAUCGUCACAUGGCCCGCAUUUGUACCGUCUCUCAAUGCAUGGUACGGAUCUAUCCGAGGGUCGUGGGCAUCCCUUCAGCUGAUCCUCGUUUUCGAGGUCUCGGUGGGAACAUCGUUCCAGGGGUUCUUCCUCAGAGCUUUCGGUGUCGUGUUUGGUUGCACAGUAGGUUUCGUCGCUUAUGAGAUUGGCCAUGGGAAUCGAGUUGCAUUGGUCAUCAUCUUGGUCCUCGGCAUCAUCCCAUCGACGUACUUUCACCUAGGUACACCCUACGUCAAGACAGGCAUUAUCUCGAUUACGUCCAUGUCUGUCGUUGGCCUUGGUAAGCAUCACUCCUUCAUCAGUGUCGAGUUCUGGGCAGCUCAUCUGGCAAUAGCAACGGUUGUCACAACUAACAAUGAUGAGGCAUGGGAGAUCUACGUGAAACGCCUUGUGUGUUUCUUAGUCGGCGGUGCUGUAGCCCUCGUGAUUGAGAUGACGCUAUUCCCCGUACGUGCGAGAGACAUGCUGGUUGAAUCGUUAGCUUCCAGUAUCCAGCAAAUCUCAAACAUGGAAGCGUCCGUUGCUGCCGGAGUCGAUUCGCCGAAGAACAUCAACUUCAAGUCACAAGCUCUUAACCAGAGCUUCACCCGCGCCAAGGGAAAGGCUGAACAAGCGCUCUCUGCAGCUCGAACCUUUUUGCCGUUUACCCUGACUGAACCGCGGCUCAAGGGCCCCAUGUCCCCGGUUCUGGAAUGCACAAACACAGGCGAGAUGAUUUACGUGCUGUUCCAGAUCAUCGACCGCAUGGACAACAUGCUGCACGCCCGCAAAGCCUAUGGCAGCAGCGUGCUCGAAGAGAUGCACCAUGCCGUUCUGCCAUAUCGUCGGAAUGUAGCAGCCAGCAUCACACUCACCCUCUUCGCCGUUCACGAAGCCCUCACCACCCGGCUGCCACUCCCGCAGUUCCUGCCAUCCAGCCGCGUAGCCCAACUCCGCUACGUCAGCCGAGUGCGCGAACUCCUCGUCGAACAAGCUGCAGCAUCCGCCCUCCAGAGCGGCGUCCAGACCCCGGCCACGACCGGCUCGCGCCAUGGCUCCAUCCCGCUCCAAGGCCAUGCCCUUAAGUCGAUGACGCGCCAGAACUUCCUCGCGUGGAACGCCGCGUCCGCCGGCACCAUGGAGAUCAUCGAGUACCUCGAGGAGCUUGUCGACCUCGCCAAGCUCCUCGUCGGCGUCAACGCCUUCCGCACUGGAAUGCUGGAGCGGCCGAAGUUUCAUGAGUACGCCGCCAAGAUCAGGGCCCGGCAGACGGCGCUAGCUGCCGCUACGGCGGCGGAGACGGAGCAGCCGGUCGAGAAGGUCAGGAGCAAGGCCAGCGGCUCCGGUCGUAAGCGGCGCGGCUUCUCGUUCGGGAGGCGGCCGUCUGUGGGCGCUACCGGUAUCGGCAGCGAAGGCGUGCUGGGCGGCACUCUGCGUCGGCGUCAGACGGCGGGUGCGAGGACCGGCGACGCCGCUAUGGAUAGCGGGGACGACGGGGAGAGGGAGGACGCGGUCGUGGAUGACUUGCCUAUGAGCCUCCAGCGCGUCAUGUCGAGGCGGAUUGAGGGCCGGGAGCUCGAGAGGCUGGGUAGGCGCCAUACUGAGGACCCGAAGGGGAAGCGGGCUCUUCGAGGUGCGAGGACUUGGAUGGGGUAG